ACAGUUUCCUCUAAAUCUCUGUUGUUUCUGAGAAAACAAGGAAAAACUCUUGAUAAUCAACUCAUCAGAAACAUGAGACUCCUCCCGCCUCAAAUAAGUGGAAAGCAAUGUUUUUUUCUUCCUAUUACAUUAAGUGGAAAGUAUCAUCCUGUGCUCUUUGAUUUCGUUUAUAUGGCUUCGUUUUGCGAACAUAGAAAGAAACACCUACUGCAGUUUUUCUUCUUUGAAUGAGAACGGGUUCGCGCGGAUUUCCUUUUUUUUUUUUUUUGUGGUCUUUCUUUCUUUUUUGAAAACGUUGGUGGGUGUGGAUCAUGCUUCAUCUGUUGAUGCACCAUACAAUUUGAGUGACAGUGUCAUUAUUGUAAUAAAAAUUAUAAUUGUAUUAACGGCAACGAUUAGUAUUCAGGGAAAACUCAUGCUUCAUCAGUUGAUAUAAGGUUAAUCUUGGUUUAAAGUUGUGGUAUUGAACUACCAGUAGCCAUGUUUGGUCGUUGGAAAAAUUCUCAUCAUGAUCAGGAGAAUGAUCAGCUGCAGCCUGAGUUAAAGGUCAAUGAACUUAAGACUGCAAUCGGACCCCUAUCUGGACGUAGUUUACAGUAUUGCACUGUUGCAUGCUAUAAAAGAUAUUUGGAAGCUCGGAACUGGAAUGUAGACAAAUCAAAGAAAAUGUUGGAAGAGACACUCAAUUGGAGAUCAACCUAUAAACCCGAGGAAAUCCAGUGGAAUGAAGUUGCAAUGGAGGGUGAGACUGGAAAAGUAUACAGAGCAAAUUUUCAUGACCGACAUGGGAGGACCGUUCUAAUUUUGAGACCUGGAAUGCAGAACACUAAAUCUUUAGACAAUCAGAUGCGACAUCUAGUUUAUCUCAUAGAGAACGCCAUUCUUAACCUUCCAGAGGGUCAAGAACAGAUGUCAUGGUUGAUAGACUUCACUGGGUGGUCUAUAAGCAACUCUGUGCCCGUUAAAUCUGCUCGAGAUACUGUCAAUAUUUUGCAGAACCACUAUCCUGAGAGGCUAGGCAUAGCAUUUCUGUACAAUCCACCACGGAUUUUUGAGGCAUUUUGGAAGAUUGUCAAGUACUUCUUGGAGGCCAAGACAUUCCAGAAAGUGAAGUUUGUGUACCCUAAAAAUAAUGAUAGUGUGGAGCUCAUGAGGUCGUAUUUCGACGAGGAAAAUCUUCCUAAAGAGUUUGGGGGAAAAGCCAUGCUAAAUUAUGACCAUGAGGAGUUCACUAGACAAAUGACUCAGGACGAUGCCAAAUCCGCUGCCUUGUGGGGAUUUGAAAACAAGCUACAACAUGCUGGAAAUGGAUAUUCUGGAGCAGAGGUGGCUCCAGAGCCAGUGUGUCUUGCACCACUGGCCGGAUGAGCGAGGUAGCCUUCCUGUAUUCGUAAUAGAGUUUUAAACAUUCUAUCUAUGCCUGAAUGAUUCUUGACUAAAAGAACUAGUCUUUAUUCAACUCAGAGCAGCCAUAAAUGCUGUUCCAUGUUAAGGUAAACUGAUGCAAUCUUAACUGCAUACUAUUUAUAACGGGGAAUUUUGCCCAUGUAUACUUUUA
Juglans microcarpa x Juglans regia is the source of this 1558-nucleotide messenger RNA. Its product is annotated as phosphatidylinositol transfer protein 3. The record is from RefSeq and is a predicted model, not a curated record. The coding region runs from base 481 to 1368 and encodes 295 amino acids. Gene Ontology annotation, molecular function: phosphatidylinositol transfer activity. The transcript has 6 exons. NCBI's taxonomy places the organism in Eukaryota, Viridiplantae, Streptophyta, Magnoliopsida, Fagales, Juglandaceae.